Molecule: messenger RNA, 845 nt
Organism: Schistosoma turkestanicum
Lineage: Eukaryota; Metazoa; Platyhelminthes; Trematoda; Strigeidida; Schistosomatidae
Source: the annotation of a GenBank genome assembly
UGUUGAUUGGACACUUUUUUUAACUCCACUAUUCAUUGUUGUCUGCUGGCGCGGUUGUUUUGGAUGUUAUUCCUGUAGUGAAAGUUUUGCAAACAUGUCUUUUGCCGGUCUCAAAAAGCAAAUCAAUAAGGCUAACCAGUUUAUGAGUGAAAAAAUUGGUGGAGCUGAAGGUACUAAACUAGACGAUGAAUAUGUGGAAAUAGAAAAAAAAGUCGAUACAAUUGCUAAAUUAUUUGAAGAUGUCAUUGUACAAACGCAUGAAUUUCUUCAACCAAAUCCAGCUUAUCGUGCUAAAUUAAUGACAAUGAAUACAUUGAGUAAAUUACAAGGCAAAUCAAAAAUGGCUGCUUAUCCUCAACCGGAAAAUCAAUUAGGUGAAUGUAUGAUUAAAUGUGGUCGUGAUUUAGGUCCGGAUUCAUAUUAUGGUCAAUGCCUUGUUGAAGCUGGUGAAACGUUUAAAUGUUUAGCCAAUAUUAAAUAUACCAUGGAAGAUCAUGUCAGAGAGAAUUUCCUCGAUCCAUUGCAUAGUGUACAAACACAUGAACUGAAAGAAAUCAAUCAUCAUCGUAAAAAACUGGAAGGACGACGAUUAGACUUUGAUUGUAAAAAACGUAAACAAGAUCGAAGUGCAAGCAAUUCAAGAUUACCUGAAGAUGAAUUAAAAAUUGCUGAAGAGAAAUUUCAAGAAUCGAAAUUAUUAGCUGAACAAGCUAUGAUUAAUUUUUUAAAUAGUGAAACUGAUCAUAUGCAAUCAUUGUUAGAGUUUGCUACAGCUCAAGCUGAUUAUCAUCGUCAAGCUGCAGAGAUUAUGGAACAAUUGAGAAAAUUUCUUAUUGAUAAGUAAG